CGGACUGCAGCUGACAGGCCGGCACAGUUGUCAGCGAGACAACUCUUCGUAUCAUCGUCUCCACCAGAGAUCUCCCACAUCCAUCCGUAGUGCCUUCCUCAACAUGGGCGACGCCAUGAACGUGGAGGUUAAGGAUAUCAACAAGCUGUUCGAAACUGAUGGCUACCUGAGGCCCUUCGAGCGCGAGAUCCGACGCAGACAUGGAGUCCUCCAAGACUGGCUAAACAGAAUCAAUCAAGGCGAGGGCGGCCUGGAGGAGUUCUCGCAGGGCUACAAGUACUACGGCCUUCACUUCCAGCCGGAUAACACGGUAAUAGCCCGCGAAUGGGCGCCAGGUGCCCGAGAUGUCUACCUCACGGGUGACUUCAACAACUGGCAUUGGGAAUCCCAUCCUUUUAAGAAACUUGAAUACGGAAAAUGGGAACUGGUGCUGCCCCCGAACGCAGACGGUAGUCCGGCCAUCAAGCACCUCAGCGAGAUCAAAGUAAUCAUUCGCAAUCAUUCCGGCCAACUGCUGGAUCGUCUGUCGCCAUGGGCCAAGUACGUGGUCCAGCCGCCAAAGUCCGCCAACCAAGGAGUCAACUACAAGCAGUACGUCUGGGAGCCACCGGCAUCGGAGCGGUAUCAGCGCCAGCACUCUCGCCCGGCCAGGCCCAAGUCGCUGAGGAUCUACGAGUGUCACGUGGGAAUAGCUUCCCAGGAGCCACGGGUUGGCAGCUACGACGAAUUCGCCGACCGCAUUGUGCCAAGAAUCAAACGCCAGGGCUACAAUUGCAUCCAGGUAAUGGCCAUAAUGGAGCAUGCCUACUACGCCAGCUUCGGCUACCAGGUGACCAGCUUCUAUGCUGCUUCCAGUCGCUACGGAAACCCAGAGCAACUAAAACGAAUGAUCGACGUAGCCCACUCUCACGGCCUGUAUGUGCUGCUCGAUGUGGUCCACUCGCACGCCUCCAAGAACGUCCAGGACGGUCUGAACCAGUUCGAUGGCACCAACAGCUGCUUCUUCCAUGAUGGAGCCCGUGGCGAGCACUCUCUUUGGGACAGUCGCUUGUUCAACUAUGUGGAGUACGAGGUGCUGCGAUUCCUGCUGUCCAACCUGCGUUGGUGGCACGACGAGUACAACUUCGAUGGAUACCGAUUCGACGGUGUAACCUCCAUGCUGUACCACUCGCGAGGCAUCGGAGAGGGCUUCAGCGGCGACUACAACGAGUACUUCGGUCUGAAUGUCGACACAGAUGCCCUCAACUAUCUUGGACUGGCCAACCAUCUGUUGCACACCUUGGACCCGGAGACUAUAACUAUUGCAGAGGACGUUUCUGGCAUGCCCACCUUGUGCCGCCCCGUCUCGGAGGGUGGUAUUGGCUUCGACUUCCGCCUGGGCAUGGCCAUCCCGGACAAGUGGAUUGAGCUGCUCAAGGAGCAAAGCGACGACGAGUGGAAUAUGGGCAAUGUCGUGCAUACGCUCACCAAUCGCCGCUGGAUGGAGAACACGGUGGCGUACGCCGAGUCCCACGACCAGGCCCUGGUGGGCGACAAGACGAUCGCCUUCUGGCUGAUGGACAAAGAGAUGUACACGCACAUGUCCACGCUGUCGGACGCCUCCAUGAUCAUUGAUCGAGGCCUGUCACUGCACAAGAUGAUUCGUCUUAUAACCCACUCGUUGGGAGGUGAGGCGUACCUUAACUUUAUGGGCAACGAGUUUGGACAUCCCGAGUGGCUGGACUUCCCCCGAGUGGGUAACAACGACUCGUACCACUAUGCACGCCGGCAGUGGAACCUGGUGGACGAUGAGCUGCUGAAGUACAAGUACCUCAAUGAGUUCGAUCGCGCCAUGAACGAGCUGGAGGAGCGCUACGGAUGGCUGCAUUCCGGACCGGCCUACGUCAGCUGGAAGCACGAGGGCGACAAGAUCAUCGCCUUUGAGCGUGCCGGCCUGGUCUUUGUUUUCAAUUUCCAUCCCAACCGCAGCUUUACCGGCUACCGUGUCGGUACCAACUGGGCUGGCAGCUACCAGGCGGUGCUCUCCUCGGACGAUCCGCUCUUCGGUGGCCACAACCGCAUCGAUGCCAACUGCAAGCAUCCCUCCAAUCCGGAGGGCUAUGCCGGCAGGAGCAACUUCAUUGAAGUUUACACGCCAUCUCGCACAGCCGUGGUUUAUGCCCGCGUUAGCGACUAGAUCCCCGGAUUUGUUGAUUUUACGGAUUUGAUCUUAGUAAUAGUCUUUGUUAAUGUUACGAAUUGGGAAAACCAAUAUUGAAAUAUACGCUGAGGUAUAGUUUUCUAAAAUCCUA
Messenger RNA from Drosophila ananassae, 2291 nucleotides. RefSeq names its product 1,4-alpha-glucan-branching enzyme (gene AGBE). NCBI's taxonomy places the organism in Eukaryota, Metazoa, Arthropoda, Insecta, Diptera, Drosophilidae. Gene Ontology annotation, molecular function: cation binding; 1,4-alpha-glucan branching enzyme activity; hydrolase activity, hydrolyzing O-glycosyl compounds. The record is from RefSeq and is a predicted model, not a curated record. Gene Ontology annotation, cellular component: cytoplasm. Bases 104 to 2176 code for a protein of 690 amino acids. Gene Ontology annotation, biological process: glycogen biosynthetic process. The transcript has 4 exons.